Stereum hirsutum FP-91666 SS1 is the source of this 1356-nucleotide messenger RNA. Its product is annotated as fructose-1,6-bisphosphatase. The transcript has 6 exons. Gene Ontology annotation, molecular function: fructose 1,6-bisphosphate 1-phosphatase activity. Bases 132 to 1154 code for a protein of 340 amino acids. Gene Ontology annotation, cellular component: cytosol; cytoplasm. NCBI's taxonomy places the organism in Eukaryota, Fungi, Basidiomycota, Agaricomycetes, Russulales, Stereaceae. The record is from RefSeq and is a predicted model, not a curated record. Gene Ontology annotation, biological process: fructose metabolic process; fructose 1,6-bisphosphate metabolic process; fructose 6-phosphate metabolic process.
CCAGACGCAACAUCCCGAAUCUCCCCUUGUUCUCUCCCAUCACUACCUAAACUCGUACUCUUCUUCGCACUCCUCAGUCUCUUUCUCAAUCGACCUUCCUCACUUGAACACAAUCCACCUCUCUAUUCAUCAUGGCCCAGGAAGGACAGCCCGAUACCGAUGUCAUCACCCUCACCCGCCAUGUCCUCACAGAGGGCUAUCGUCUCGGCGCACAGGCGACCGGAGACCUCACGCUGCUCCUGACCGCUAUCCAGCUCACAUCCAAGUUCAUUGCGACGAAUGUGCGGAAAGCGAGAUUGAUCAAUCUCGUCGGGCUCGCAGGCGACACUAACGUCCAAGGCGAAGAGCAAAAGAAGCUCGACGUGCUCUCCAACGAUAUCAUGAUCAACGCCCUCCGCGCCUCCGGAAAGACCGCAGUGCUCGUCUCUGAGGAACUCGAAAACGCGGUGAUCAUCGAGGAUAAAUACAAAGGGAAGUACUGCGUCGUGUUUGACCCACUGGACGGGAGCAGCAAUAUCGACGCUGGUGUGAAUAUCGGGACGAUCUUUGGGAUUUACAAGAUCAAAGAUGGGUCGAAAGGGACGAUCGAGGACGUAUUACAGCCUGGGAGCACGAUGGUCGCCGCAGGCUACACCAUGUACGGUUCCUCCGCCAACCUAGUCCUCACAACCGGCGACGGCGUCAACGGCUACACCCUCGACGCCGCCCUCGGCGAAUUCAUCCUCACCCAUCCAGACAUCAAGAUCCCCUCCCGGGGCAAGAUCUAUUCCUUCAACGAGGGCAACGCGAUGUACUUCCACCCGCCCGUGACGAACUACCUGAACUCGAUCAAGUUCCCGACCACGCCGGGCAAGAGUCCGUAUUCGGCAAGGUAUAUCGGGAGUAUGGUGGCGGAUGUGCAUCGGACGUUGUUGUAUGGCGGUAUCUUUGGGUAUCCGGAUGAUAAGAAGAGUAAGAGUGGGAAGUUGAGGUUGCUUUAUGAGGCGUUUCCGAUGGCGUUUUUGACGGAGCAGGCGGGCGGAUUGGCGACGACGGGGACGAAGCGCAUCUUGGAUAUCCAGCCUAAAGACAUCCACGAACGCUGUUCCGUCUUCCUCGGCAGCAAAGACGACGUGCUGGACCUGACGAAGUUUUAUCAGCAGGAGAAGGCAUGACUGUGACCGUUAGCCUUUUUCUGUGAUGCCAAUUCAAGUCAAUGUUGUAUACUCUGUACAUGUAUCAUUCAAUUGGUCGACACGCUAUUAGAUAUCCCGCUUGUUGGGCUUGCUCUUUUCGGGACGUAGUUCUACGAUCGUCAUUGCUGGGCGGAUCUUGGAGCAAACAAAAUGUAUUUUUGAAUUUGAGACGAAUGAGUGC